AUGGGCGCUGAUGUUGUAGUAAUCAGCGAGCAGUACCGGAACCGGGACUGCUCGUCGUGGUACGUUGACGACCUGGGCGUCGCCGCGCUCUGGGUGAGGGACCUCCAGAAGGUCCCAGUGGUUUGUCGCGGAGCGGUUCGUGGGUUCGUCUGGGCCAAAUCCCGGGACGCUACAUACGUAAGUGUCUAUCUCUCCCCCAACUAUAGCACUUGCGUGUUCCGGGAAAAGCUCGACGACCUGGAAGACGCGCUCCGCGACAUGAACGGCGGGCUCGUUGUGGCAGGCGAUUUCAACGCCAGGGCUCUAGAGUGGGGGAUACCAGCUCCCAACACCAGGGGCAAACUGGUUAUGGAGAUGGCAUCCAGGCUGGGGUUGAUAGUGCUCAACACCGGCACUACACCGACCUACCGACGACCAGGCUUCGGCGAUUCCAUUCCAGACGUUACUCUGGUUUCGGAGUGUCUGGGUAGCCGAGCCGUGGGCUGGAGGGUGAUGGAAGAUUUCACUGGUAGUGAUCAUCAGUACAUCACCUUCCAGAUAUCGUCCGGUAGGGCGGCACAGCACCGCAAUCCUCAGCGCCCACUUGGCUGGAACACGGCCAAGCUGGACGAGGAAAAGCUCGCCGAGUGUUUGAGUCGCGGCCUCGGGGGCAUACCACCCGCCCCUGGCGAUCGCCCCGAUAGGGGCUUCGCUGAGGCCCUGGUCAGCGACACCAUGCGGCUCAUCACUCGGGCUUGCGACGCCUCGAUCCCGCGGAAAAAGCCGUGGAAAGGCCGAGCCCAGGCAUACUGGUGGACGGACCAGAUCGCCAGCCUCAGACGGGAGUGUCUGAGGCUACGGAGACUGGCGCAACGAGCUCGCGGUAGAACGGAGGCCUCCGACAGGUCAGCCGAGUACAAGGCGGCGAAGAAGACGCUCAACCGGACUAUCAAGGAUAGUAAAGCCCGCUGCUGGAGAGAGCUGUGCGACGAGGUGAACCGCGACCCUUGGGGACAAGCUUAUAAGCUUGUCACCCGCAAGAUCCGGUCGUCCGCCGCACAGAGCACGAUGGACGCAGCUACCACCGAGCGUUUGGUGGACGGACUGUUUCCUAAGGGAUUUUUAUCCGGAGCUGGGUGA
Messenger RNA from Osmia bicornis bicornis, 1119 nucleotides. RefSeq lists its product as uncharacterized. The transcript has a single exon. The record is from RefSeq and is a predicted model, not a curated record. Lineage: Eukaryota; Metazoa; Arthropoda; Insecta; Hymenoptera; Megachilidae. The coding region runs from base 1 to 1119 and encodes 372 amino acids. Gene Ontology annotation, molecular function: catalytic activity.